UUACUUUUGUGCAUUCCUUAACCUAAAAAAAUGGAAAUAAAUAAUAAAUCCACGGAAAAUCUUUUGAUUCGCAAAAAAUUCAAAUCUACUUUGACCAAUUUUCUAACUUCGCAAUUGCAUUGUGACGUUACCUUCGUUUUUAAAGACGAAAAUGGUAAAUUUUCAAAAAUCGGUGCACACAAAGUGAUUUUGGCAGCUGCCAGCGAGGUUUUCGAAACAAUGUUUUUUGGCGAAACCGUGAAGAGCAACGCAGUUAAGCAAGAAAAUGAAUUGGAAAUUAAGGAGAUUUCUUUUGACGCAUUUAAAGCAUUAUUGGAAUUCAUCUACGACAAAGAAGUGGAAUUUCACGAUUCUAACGCUCUUGUUGAGUUUUACGCUGCUGCCCAUAAAUAUAUUUGCUCCGAUGCCAUGAUUUUCGCUGAAUCAAAAAUGAUGAAAGAAGUAGAUUCCCAUAACGUCAUUUCUUUCUACCAGACUGCAAUUUUGUACGAGCUUCCGGAUUUAAAGAAGAAGUGCCUUGAUGUUUUUACAAAAGAAAUGGGCAAUAUACUGAAAUCUGCUGACUUUUUGUUUGUGACUCCUGAUUUUGUCAACACGAUUUUUCGUCUGGAAAGAAAUAAAUCGAUUUCAGAAGUAGAUCUUGUCUAUGCACUUGAACGUUACAUUCGGGUCAAUGAGAAAACUGACAUCAAUAUUAUGGAAAAGCUGCAAGCUUCAAUUAAUGCCAUUAAUUUUCGGGAUCUCAGUUCGCAAGAAAUCAAAAGAACUUUUUUGUUGACGCCAGAAGCGAAGAAAACGUUCAUGGAUGGUAUGGAAACCGAAAUAAGCUUUGAGGUUAUGAUUAGGGCGCUAGAUGAUUUUGACCUGAAACAUAUUUGUGCAAAAUGCGCUCUUAAUGAUCCGUUCGGACAUUCCUUCCCACAAAGAUGUCGCCAUAGUUCGGCGGAAUGGCGUCAUGUACAUCAACGAAUGUUUAUAAAAUAUAAAAACCGUGACCUGCCUGAAUUUAGUUUCGAGGAUGUAAAAUGUCUUUAUGAUUUAUACAAAAAAGAAGGUUUGAUAUCGUAGACAAAUUUUUAUAAGAAAAAACAACAAAACCGUCAAAAACAUUCAAACUGCGCACAUCUAAAAAGCGCAAACUCAUUUUUUUCGUUCGUCAAAUGUUUCAAGGACAUCUAAAAUCAUCUGUUUCUGUACCGUACACAGUUCCAACACCGGUUUCUAAAGUUUUUCUAAUGUAAAAAAAUGUUUUGUUUAAUAAAUAAUUCAUUAAAAGUGGAUUGACACCAUUUGUCAUCCAAAUAUUUUUCAUUAAAAAUCAAUUUUUCAACCUUUUUUAACCUAAAAUGAGUCCCUCGAUCCAACAAUUGACCGAAAAAUCCCCGAAAAAAGUCUACAACGUUCAGGAAAGCCUCAAAUUAUUGUGUCCCGAAGUGAUUUGUGGCAACGACGACGACUCUUUGUGGAUUUUUGGCUACGGAAGUCUCGUUUGGAAAGCAGAUUUUCCGUUCAGUUGCAAGCACAAAGGAUUCAUAACCGGAUUCGAACGAAAAUUCUACCAAAAUAGCAUUGAUCAUCGAGGAACGGCAGAAAAACCUGGAAGAGUAGUUACCUUGAUUCACACUGAAAAUUCCGAGAAUCGCGUUUAUGGCAUCGGAUAUCGGAUCAGUGCGGAUGACAAAAAGGCAGUUCUCGAGCAUUUGGAUGUCCGUGAAAUCAAUGGGUACGAAAGAGUUGUCACGGAUUUUCAUUUGUUGAGUGACGCUGGGGAGAUUCUUGCGCGGAAAAGUGUGUUGUUGUACUUGGCGAAGCACGAUAAUCCGUCGUUUGCAGGUUUGAAAGACGAUUUGGAGACAAUUGCACAGCAGAUUUGUGAGUGUGAGGGGAAAUCGGGAAGGAAUUCGGAUUAUUUGAUGGAUUUGGCGGAGUCUAUGAGGAUUUUGUAUCCGGAAAUUGAUGAUCGGCACUUGUUUGAGUUGGAAAAAGUGGUUAAAAGGAAGUUGUGUCACGAGGUUUGAGGGAUUUUGGAAUAAAAAUUUUAACGAAAUUUAAAAAAAAUUCUUUUUGAGACAAAU
Culicoides brevitarsis is the source of this 2075-nucleotide messenger RNA. Its product is annotated as putative glutathione-specific gamma-glutamylcyclotransferase 2. The record is from RefSeq and is a predicted model, not a curated record. Bases 1347 to 2018 code for a protein of 223 amino acids. Gene Ontology annotation, biological process: glutathione catabolic process; neurogenesis. The transcript is spliced from 4 exons. Lineage: Eukaryota; Metazoa; Arthropoda; Insecta; Diptera; Ceratopogonidae. Gene Ontology annotation, molecular function: gamma-glutamylcyclotransferase activity; glutathione specific gamma-glutamylcyclotransferase activity; protein binding. Gene Ontology annotation, cellular component: cytosol; cytoplasm.